AGCUCGAGAGCGAGGGUGCUUGGGAGAAGCCUCGCCCAGCGGCGAUAGAUUAGUCAGGCCUCACAAAGAUGGCGUCCUCGGAGCAGGCAGAGCAGCCCAGCCAGCCAAGCUCUUCAGGAAGUGAAAAUGUGGUGCCUCGAGAACCUUUGAUUGCCACAGCAGUGAAGUUUCUGCAGAAUUCUCGGGUUCGCCAGAGUCCACUUGCGACCAGGAGAGCAUUCCUUAAGAAGAAAGGGCUGACCGAUGAAGAGAUUGAUCUGGCUUUCCAGCAGUCAGGCACUGCUGCUGAUGAGCCCUCGUCCUUGGGCCCAGCCACGCAGGUGGCUCCUGUCCAGCCCCCUCACCUCAUUUCACAGCCGUACGGCCCUGUAGGUUCCCGGUGGCGAGACUAUGGUGCCUUGGCCAUCCUCAUGGCAGGAAUUGCGUUUGGCUUUCACCAGCUCUACAAGAAGUACCUGCUGCCCCUCAUCCUGGGCGGCCGCGAGGACAGGAAGCAGCUGGAGAGGAUGGCGGCGAGUCUCUCGGAGCUGAGUGGCAGCGUGGCCCAGACAGUGACUCAGGUACAGACGACAUUGGCCUCUGUCCAGGAGCUGCUGAGACAGCAGCAGCAGAAGGUCCAGGAGCUGGCCCACGAGCUGGCCGCUGCCAAGGCCACCACAUCCACCAACUGGAUCCUGGAAUCCCAGAAUAUCAACGAACUCAAGUCGGAAAUUAACUCCUUGAAAGGGCUUCUUUUAAAUCGGAGGCAGUUCCCUCCGUCCCCAUCAGCCCCGAAGAUCCCCUCCUGGCAGAUUCCAGUCAAGUCACCGUCGCCCUCCAGCCCCGCGGCUGUGAACCACCACAGCAGCAGCGACAUCUCGCCAGUCAGCAAUGAGUCCACGUCGCCCUCGCCUGGGAAGGAGAGCCACAGUCCCGAGGGCUCCACGGCCACUUACCACCUGCUGGGCCCCCAGGAGGAAGGCGAGGGCGUGGUGGACGUGAAGGGCCAGGUGAGGAUGGAGGUGCAGGGCGAGGAAGAGAAGAGGGAGGACAAGGAGGACGAGGAGGAUGAGGAGGACGACGACGUGAGCCAUGUGGACGAGGAGGACGUCCUGGGGGUGCAGAGGGAGGACCGCCGGGGUGGGGACGGGCAGAUCAACGAGCAGGUGGAGAAGCUGCGCCGGCCCGAGGGCGCCAGCAAUGAGCGCGAGCGGGACUAGGCCUCCCCGUUGCCACCGGCCAGCGGGCCCUGGGCUCUGGCUCUGGGCGCGGUGGGGCACCUGUCCUUGGCUGCAGCAGCGUGGGGGGCACUUCUGCCCACUGGCCGUGUCUUCCCUGAGCAGCGCCCCAGGCCCAGCACCCUCCACUCAGCUCGGCCCGGCCAGUGGCUUUGGCCUUCCUCAGAGCUAGGCUGGGGACACCAGGGCCUCUGAGCCCCUACCCAGCCCCCCAGCGAGGGUCUCGACCACCUGACACCGUGCAUGGCAAGAGCUUGUGGGGUCACCUUCCGCCUCCUUGUGGGGAGAAGCACCGUCCCCUUGGGCUCUGCGGUCCCUGCUCUGUCCUCUGGGCCUGUCCUGUGGCUCUUUCUUUGCUCUGUUUCCAAAAGCCAGAGUCCUGGACCCGCUGUCCCUCGGCGACAGCCUGCCAGGUCCUGCCUGACGGAUGGGCACCUGUCCCCAACCCAGCCCUACGUGCCCUGCCGUCCUCCCCAACUGCGCUUCUGACUGUCCUCGUGGCCACAUUGUGGUUCUGCUAAUCCCGUGGUGAGACCUGAUGUCGCUCUACGGCAGAGCCGGACAGCAGGACCUUCCUGACCAACAGCCACGUCUGUCCUUCCCACCAAGGAACGUGUUCAUUGUGUGAUCAUGUAUAGAUUUCAGGAUAUAAGCUAUGAUUGUACAUAAUUGUAAUAAAACGAGUUGCCACUAUUUAACUCCUGCCUUUGGCCCCCUGUCUGCCGAUGGCUCUCUGCCCCUGGGCAGUGCUCAGAAGCUGCCCCAGGUGAGCCACCAGGAAGGGCCAGAGGGACAUGGGAAGGACCAGGGACCUGGGCAGCCUCUGCCUUCCCGACCCCAGGGGUCCUCCCCCGGCUGCUCACGGAGGGGUUGCUUCCUGGUGCGGAGUCUGCGGGGGCGACCUUCCCCGACAGCAGAAGCCGUGGUGGCUGCGAGGAGACCUGUGCGGAGCGUGGUGAGCUGCUUCCUUAAAUGGAUGCACGCUCCCCAGGAGCCUGUCCUCCUCUCCUCGCCCUCCCUGCCUCCUGUAACCUUCACAAGCACUGAACUGAAACCAGAGCCAGGAGCUCCUGCCAAGGGCCGUGCGCAGCUUGUCUGGGUGGGUCCUGGGCUGCGGGCACUGUCCUGUGUGUGCCUCGUGUGGACACACAGCCUAGAGGGCACAGGCUGCAGCCACCACUGCAGGUGGCCACACAGGCCCCUGGCCAGGCUGGCCAUUGUCUUGGGGAGGAAGAUAUGCCAGCCCAGCUGGGGCACUUGGCCUCGGGCAGUUUUAUCCCAGAAGAGAGAUGUCACACCCCUGCUGCGGACCCACUGAGGCAGCAGUGGCCCUGACCCAUCUGGCCCUGGCUGGCAGGCUUGUCCUCCGUCCCAUAACUUCUCACGACUCUGCUCUGGUCUGCUUCUCUGGCUGUGCAGUCCUUGGGGACCAGCAGAGCCAGGUGGGAGCCAUCCCUGCACGUGUCCUCUUGCUUUGUCCCCUGCCUCCUUGCAUCUCUGAGAAUCAGCUCCUGGGGUGACCAGCCUACCUAGGAGAGGGGGUCCUGCUUUCCCAGAGACCAAGGAAUCCCAGCCUUGGUGGCUGGGCAGACUGACCUUGGCUGCACCAGCAGAGGGCAGGACUUGGUCCCGCCAUGGCAGCUGGUGACAGGGCUUCCCCCUCCGACUGCUGUGUUACUGUCCCUCGUGGUGAGUGAGGACCCCUUGGUUUGAUCACCAUUUGUCAUAGCUGUUAACUUCUGAGGUCCCUCCUAGUGAGACCAGAGAGCAGACGUCCUGGGACAGAGACUUACCAGGGGAAAUGGAGCAGGGGAGGAGAGGUGCUGGCCAUGACCAGGACCGCCUGUCCCCCUCCCCUGAGAGCUGGCCCUGAAAGGGGGCUCACUGCUCCUGAGGUGGGCGGGGCGCCUGUGCCCAGCCUAGGGGGUCAGCAGGGUUGAGAGCCUGGGCGCUGAGGCCUUUGCCCCUCAGGUCCUGAGCAGCACGUUCUGCUUUUGAGGACAGAGUCUGGCGUGACUUCAGGGAGAGAAAAGCCCCUCCCCAGAACGGUCUGAGUGCUGCCUAAUAAAGGCACUGCUGGACCAGGGCGAGCAGCCCUUUGAAAAAGCCUUUCAUUAGAAAAAUAAUGCAUUUCAUCCAAAUAAGGUAAAAAUAUUUGGAAUGGGGCAGAAGUGAGCAGCAGGCAGCCCUGUCAGGCCCUUUCUGGAAGGAGUAGAUUAUUAGACUCAAUUACAAUGUCUUUAUAAAGUGUCGUUUAGGAACGGCCUUCCCAGCGCCUGGAGGCCACGGCCCAGCUGUGCUGACCCUGCAUGGGCUCCCCUCGGACCCUGGGGCCUCCCUAGCACUGGGUGACUCGUUGGAUCUCCCUUGGACAAGGGCAUCUUUGGGAGGGACAGGGUCCCUCACUUGGCUUCUGAGCAGCCCAGGAGGAGGCCAGGCCAGGCCAGGAGCAUCUGGGGCUCGCUGUGGGCCUGACCCGCCUGCGGGGAGACCAUGAGCCAGGCCCAGAGCCGGUCCCCCCGUCUGCGACCCGUAUCCCGUGUCCCGGGACCCCUUGGGUGGGUAAAGGGGGCAUUCUGUGUCACAGGAAGGGGCUUCCAAGUUUGUGUCCAUGGGUGUUGACGUCAUCUUCUUGGGCUGAUGAGGGUGGCCAGUCCGUCGCCUUCUGCUCGGUCUUCGGUUUUGCCCUGCUUCUGUGGUGUGUCUCGUUAUUUGUUUUUAAAAUAAAAACGGGAAACUCCUCCUCA
Messenger RNA from Sciurus carolinensis (gray squirrel), 3964 nucleotides. RefSeq names its product peroxisomal biogenesis factor 14 (gene Pex14). The transcript is spliced from 9 exons. Bases 69 to 1199 code for a protein of 376 amino acids. Gene Ontology annotation, molecular function: signaling receptor binding. Gene Ontology annotation, cellular component: peroxisomal membrane; peroxisomal importomer complex. The record is from RefSeq and is a predicted model, not a curated record. Lineage: Eukaryota; Metazoa; Chordata; Mammalia; Rodentia; Sciuridae. Gene Ontology annotation, biological process: protein import into peroxisome matrix, docking.